UCAAGGCGCUUUUAGCGUAGUUCUUCUAUCAGGUCCUCCGUAUUCAGCUAGAUUCAGAGCAAAUAGUGCAAUGAGGAGAUCCCAGACGCGCGCCCCGGCGGGCGUCUUGCUGCUGGCCACUGCUUUCAUCUUGCAGGGCUGCAACGACGAGGAGCAACACCAUCAUGGUAGCCAGGAUCGGCAUGAGGUAGAGACGCUGGAUGGUUCUGACGAACACGGAAACCUCCAGGAUGCCAUGGACAAGGUUCCAAACAGCUCCCGGCGCAUCGCGGAAGCGCAUAUGCUGGUGAGCCAGUCUCCAAACCUCUACAGCCGACCUGGCGGAGGAGCCGCAGAUGUCGGGAAGUUCGAUGCCAGCACGGGUGUCACCAAAGAUGCCUCCCCGGGCUCCGGCGGUCGCUUGUUGGAGGCUGAGCGCGCAUAUGAACGAGCUCUACUCGCUGGCACUGACGCUGACAGACAGGCACACAUGCUGAUUUCAGAGCAGCAUCUGGCCGAAUGGCUGCGAACCAGCUCCACCACCGCCAAGAGCACGACCACCACCACACCCACCACGACAGCCACUACUUCUGCAGAGUCCACCUCUUCGCAGGCGUCCACAAAGAAGCGCACAACCAGGACCAGCACUACUGUCGCUAGCACCACUACCAUCGCCCCAGAGACCACGGGGGCGGCACAGGUGACCACGCCGGCGGAAGUGACCGCUGCCAUGGUGGGCGAGACCGACAAGACGGUGCCCAUGUCCCCGGUGGCGGAGGAGGAGCUCAAGCUUGAGAAGGCCCAGAAGUUCGCCGCCAAGGUGAAACACUAUCACAGCGAUGAGGAGCCAGAAGAGCAAUGGCAGGCCAACAAGGCGCCCAAACCUGCUGCAGCCACAGGCGCAGCGCUCCCCACGGCCUCGCCUGACGCCGAUACCCCGACCACGACAGAGGCGCCGACCACGACAGCGGCGCCGGCGCCCGCAGUGACGAUGCCGGGCAGCGAGGACCUGGACGACGCGGAAGAGAAGAAGGAGGCCCAGGAGCUGGAGAAGAGCCUCCAGGACAUUGCGAAAGAAGAGAAAGGAAGCAAGCCAAAGAACCAGGCGAAGGACUCAAACAAGGCAGAUGUCGAGGAGGAAGAAAUGCCAAACUCCUCUGCCAUAGAGUUGUCGCCAAAGGCCCGCGAAGCCGUGAGCGUGCGGCCGGACGCCAAGUAUGCAGCUCUGAAGUCCCAGGCGUCUCGCGCGCAACGGAUGCAGAGACUGCAGCACGAGCACGAGGCCAUGCUCGAGCUUCAGUUGCGGCAAGACCAGCAGCUGGAGGAGUUGCGCCGAGACCUGCAGAGGCGCCAGGACGACGAGCUAGAACGUUUCCGCCGGCGCCAGAAGAGUGAGAUGCAGCUGGAGCAGAUCAGGAUUGACGCGGCAGAGUCCUUGGACGCGCCAGCCGCCAUGCUGGAACUGGGCCACGGCUUCCAUCGCAGGAAGCACGGGUCCCGCAAGAUGGGCCAUUGGCUCCAGGAGCUGGUUGACGAGGAUGCCUGAGGUGCUGCCAAGAGACUCCAUCGACGAACGCUGAUGGAAGGGGCUUUCUAGUGCAA
Molecule: messenger RNA, 1581 nt
Organism: Effrenium voratum
Lineage: Eukaryota; Dinophyceae; Suessiales; Symbiodiniaceae
Source: the annotation of a GenBank genome assembly